AUGGCCAUGAGUGAAGUCAGAUGGACAGGAACAGGGAAAGAGAGACUGAACUCAGAGGAAGUUAUUAUAUGCAUAGAUCUGCUUAAACUGAGAAAGGCCAAAAUCGGUUCCAGAAAAAACAAGCAAUUUGAUGUCAGCAAGCUCAAGGACCCAGGCAUUAGAGAAGAGUUUAACAUUACUCUCAGGAAUCAUUACAGCAAACUGCAGGACGAGACAGCUAUCACUAUCGAUCAAUUCCACCAAUUCAUAAAGGAUGCCGCUGCAGAAGUCAUAGGCUACAAGAAAUAUGCUAAAUCGGAAUGGUUAUCCAAAGACACAUGGACUACCAUUGAAGAGAGAAAACAACUAAAGAAGAAGCUCUUAGAUGCAAAGUCACCCAUAUUGAAAGAAAGGGCAGCUGUCUUGUAUAGAAAGAAAGAUAGGGAAGUGAAGACGUCAGCAAGGAAAGAUAGGCGCCACUAUACAGAGCAACUCGCUAAGGACGCACAGGAAGCCGCUGAGAGAAAAGACAUGAAAACCGUCUAUCAGAUCAGAAAGAAACUAAGAGGUGAUCACGGUCCCAACCAAGACCUUCCUGUAAAAGCAGAGGAUGGUUCAGCAAUAACAGAGGAAUUGGCAAAACUAGAGAGCUGGAGAGAACAUUUGGAGAAUAUUCUGAACCGACCAGAUUCACCGAUACUCCCUGAUAUAGAUGAGGCAGAGACAGACCCUGAGAUAGAAACUGGCUGCAUUACAGUGAAUGAGCGUAUCAUCCAAGAUAUAUGGGACAAAGAAGAUAUCCCAGAUGACUGGAAGAAAGGAGUGAUAAUCAAGCUGCCCAAGAAAGGUGACCUUGGAGACUGCAUUAACUGGCGUGGGAUUACACUUCUCUAUCUCACCAGCAAGGUCUUUAGCCAAACUAUACUACAACGCAUCACAGCUGCUGUAGAUGACAUACUUCGACAGGAGCAGGCCGGUUUCAGAAAAUGGAAAUCUUGUGUUGACCACAUUUUUUCCUACGACAGAUACUGGAACAGUCGUUCAAAGAGUUUGUAG
Messenger RNA from Saccostrea cuccullata (small rock oyster), 1035 nucleotides. RefSeq lists its product as uncharacterized. The record is from RefSeq and is a predicted model, not a curated record. The coding region runs from base 1 to 1035 and encodes 344 amino acids. NCBI's taxonomy places the organism in Eukaryota, Metazoa, Mollusca, Bivalvia, Ostreida, Ostreidae. The transcript is spliced from 4 exons.